Messenger RNA from Lagopus muta (rock ptarmigan), 1695 nucleotides. It is a transcript of the gene TCTE1, whose product is annotated as t-complex-associated-testis-expressed 1. Gene Ontology annotation, cellular component: sperm flagellum. NCBI's taxonomy places the organism in Eukaryota, Metazoa, Chordata, Aves, Galliformes, Phasianidae. The transcript has 5 exons. Bases 173 to 1546 code for a protein of 457 amino acids. Gene Ontology annotation, biological process: flagellated sperm motility. Gene Ontology annotation, molecular function: protein binding. The record is from RefSeq and is a predicted model, not a curated record.
CGGGCUGGGGCCACGGCCAGCCCUGCAGCCACCGCGUCCCCGGAUACCGGCGGCAGCCCCGGCAACGGCCGCGUCCCCGACGGCAGCCUGGCUGGAAAGCACAGUGGUGUUUUCCUGAUCCCGAGCCAUUUUCCUCGUGCUUCUGCUGAAGGAGAAGCGGGCCCUGAGCAGGAUGCAGCAGGCAGCAGGUGGCAGGGGCAGAGCCAUCCCCUCUCUGCGUCCCUCCCAAAGCAGGCUCAUGGAUGACUCGUACUGCAUGCACCGCAUCGUCGAGGAUCCCGAGUGGUGCCUCAUCACUGUCCCCCCACUCACUGAGCUCUGCCUGCAGCACAUCGUCCAGAAUUUCACAAACAACCCUGUUUUAGAUCGUCUUCCACCUGAGGACCAAAAGAAGGUGCUGGCCAGGCUUCCCACAGACCUUCCACUCACUGUCACUGCCAACCUUGUAAGUGAUGAGGGCUACUGGAAGAGGUGCUGCACCGACCGUUGGCAAGUGUGUGACGUCUCCAACCAUGGAGGCAGCUGGAAGCGGAUGUUCUUUGAACGUCACCUGGAAAACAUCCUGAAAUGCUUUGUCCCCAACACCACAGACCCUGACCAGGUCCUGGAGCUCAUCCCGCUCUGCAGAGACUAUGUGCAGAAACUGGAGGUUGAUCAGUUCCUGCCACCGGUGCAGGAGGAUCAAAAGGAAGAGACAGAUGACCUUUCUGAUUCAGGGAGUGAUUUGGGGUUUGGUGAGGUCUGCAUUCAUCACUAUGACCUGGGAGCCCUCGUUCCUGCUCUCCCUCUCCUUGAAGAGCUUAAUCUUACUUACGGAGUGAAGGAUUGUGGCAUGAACUUUGAGUGGAACCUCUUUAAGUUCACCUACCAGGACUGCUGCAACCUGGCUGCUGCCGUGAAGAUGUGUCACAACUUGAAGAUUUUCAAGCUGACACGCAGCAACGUGGAUGAUGACAAGACCAGGCUGCUGGUCCGCAACUUGCUGAAUCACCCCUCCUUGGUGGAGCUGGACUUAUCCCACAACCUCAUCGGAGACAAGGGGGCACGAGCUGUCAGCAAGCUGAUCAACUGCAGCAAGUUAGAAAUCCUCCAUCUGUGUAACAACCAGAUCUGUAAUGAGGGUGCCCAGGCUCUGGCCCAAGCGCUGGCAAAGAACUGCACCCUGACCUCCCUGAAUCUGCGCCUCAACCACGUGGAGGACGAGGGUGGGGAGGCUAUGGGCUGUGCUCUGCUGACCAACACCACCCUGAAGUCCCUCCACCUGGGAGGCAACAGGCUGGCAGAGCCAACAGCUGUGGUUUUCUCCCAGGUCCUCACUCACAACUCCACCCUGACAUGUAUCAACUUCUCGUGCAACCCCAUCGGGCCGGAUGGUGGGAAGCAGCUGCUGGAAGGGCUCAGGUGUAACCAGACCCUGACUGAGUUUGAUCUCCGCCUGGCAGAGGUGGGUGAGGAGAGCGAGUAUCUCAUCAGCCAAAUGCUGUGGGCCAACAGGGAUGCUGCCCGCCUGCAGCCUCUGCUGCAGCAGCCUGCUGAGCCUCUCUGACUGGACAGCUGCAGCAAGCAAGGAACUGAAGGUAUUACUGACUGCUCACAUGGUGUCUGGAAUAACCAACCUACCCCUGCACGCGUGGUGGCAGGCUUCCAGCACCCCAAUCCAACCCCUGCCCUCAGGGCAACACAAGGGCUUGGGUC